AUGAAGAAUGUAGAGUUCUUUAGUAGUGAUUAAAACUAAAUAAAAAGAUACAGGUAUGUUACUAAAUUCUUUAAUACUGAAUAGAAACAAUAAGUCAAUAUGAAAUAGACCUAAUUAUAAAUGAAUUAGAAAGUUAAUAAAAAUUAGAAUAAAAUAAACUUGAAUUUAAAAGAAUAAGAUAAAGAAAUGAUACAUUAUUAUAAGUUUAUUGAAGCGGAGGAAUAAAUAAUAAUUAAGAUAUAAAAAUAGAAUAGAGAAUUAAGAUUGCACAUUUCAUAUUUCUAAUUUUAGAAUGAAGUAAAAGACGAUGAAUCGAAAGUGAAGGAAUAAUCCUCUAUUUAUUUGUAAUCUAAUUCAAAUAAAUAUGACAAUCAAAAAAAACUCAGUUUUUAAAAUAAAUGA
Molecule: messenger RNA, 402 nt
Organism: Paramecium tetraurelia
Lineage: Eukaryota; Ciliophora; Oligohymenophorea; Peniculida; Parameciidae
Exons: 2
Source: RefSeq, a predicted model, not a curated record